Molecule: messenger RNA, 477 nt
Organism: Microsporum canis CBS 113480
Lineage: Eukaryota; Fungi; Ascomycota; Eurotiomycetes; Onygenales; Arthrodermataceae
Product: DUF866 domain-containing protein
Exons: 6
Coding region: 1-477 (158 amino acids)
Molecular function (GO): zinc ion binding
Source: RefSeq, a predicted model, not a curated record
AUGUUUACCCUUACGCUCUCUGCACAAGUGUCCGGGGUCACCGAUAUCCACCCAAAAGAUACCCCCGAUGAUCCAUACUACUAUACCUUCAAGGUGCAGUGCACAUCUUGCCGUGAAGUACACCCAAACUGGGUGAACGUCAGCCGAUUCGAGCAAAACGAAGUUCCCGGGAGCCGGGGAGAGGCGAACUUCGUCUGGAAAUGCAGACUCUGCGGGCGGACCCAUUCUGCCAACAUAACCACUGGACCAAUGGCGUUUGAUGAGUCCAAGGAGUCAAAGGGCAAAGGCCAAAAGAUCAUCGAAUUUGACUGUCGUGGACUAGAGUUCACGGAAUUCAAAGCAGACGGAAAAUGGGAGGCAACAGGCAUAGAGUCUGGAACUAAAUUUGGCGAGAUCAACCUUGAGGAAGGUGAAUGGUACGAUUUCGACGAGAAGCAGGGCGAGGAGAAAUGUGUCGCUGCUUUAGAGGCUGAGUAG